Messenger RNA from Microcebus murinus (gray mouse lemur), 4773 nucleotides. NCBI's taxonomy places the organism in Eukaryota, Metazoa, Chordata, Mammalia, Primates, Cheirogaleidae. The record is from RefSeq and is a predicted model, not a curated record.
GCCUGGGGGCGGGCGCACGAGGCCCCGCCUCCGCCUGGUCGGGGGACGGCCGCGCAGGCGCAGUCUUUCCUGGUUGUAGACGCGGCUGCCGGGCCGGGCGGGUAAAUAACAGAUGCGGGUAAAAGAUCCAACCAAAGCUUUACCUGAGAAAGCCAAAAGAAGCAAACGGCCUACUAUACUUCAUUAUGAAGACUCUUCAGAUGACAUUGCAGGUUUAACUUGCCAACAUGUAAGUCAUGCUAUCAGCGUCAAUCAUGUAAAGAGAGCAGUAGCUGAGAAUGUGUGGUCAGUUUGCUCAGAAUGUUUAAAAGAAAGAAGGUUCUAUGAUGGGCAGUCAGUACUCCCAUCUGAUGUUUGGUUGUGCCUCAAGUGUGGCUUCCAGGGAUGUGGUAAAAGCUCAGAAAGCCAACAUUCACUGAAGCACUUCAAGAGUUCCAGAACAGAGCCCCAUUGUAUUAUAAUCAGUCUCAGCACAUGGAUUAUAUGGUGUUAUGAGUGUAAUGAAAAAUUAUCAACACAUUGUAAUAAGAAGGUUUUGGCUCAGAUAGUUGAUUUUCUCCAGAAACAUGCUUCUAAAACACAAACAAAUGCAUUUUCCAGAAUCAAGAAACUUCGUGAAGAAAAAUGUGAAAUAGAUAAAAUAAAGAAGGGAAAUCUACCGUUUGUAAAGGGGAUUACAAAUUUAGGAAAUACUUGCUUUUUUAAUGCAAUCAUGCAGAACUUGACACACACUUACAUUCUUACUGAACUGAUGAACGAGAUCAAAGAAAAUAGUACAAAUCUCAAGAUUUUUCCUUCCUCAGACUCACAGCUGGACCCAUUAGUGGUGGAACUUUCAAGCCCUGGACCACUGACCUCAGCCUUGUUCCUGUUUCUUCACAGCAUGAAGGGGAGUGAAAAAGGACCACUUUCUCCUAAAGUUCUUUUUAAUCAGCUUUGUCAGAAGGCACCUCGAUUUAAAGAUUUACAACAACAGGACAGUCAGGAACUUCUUCAUUAUCUGUUGGAUGCAGUAAGGACAGAAGAAACAAAGAGAAUACAAGCUAGCAUUCUAAAAGCAUUUAACAACCCAACUACUAAAACUGCUGAUGAUGAAACUAGAAAGAAAGUUAAAGCAUAUGGAAAAGAAGGUGUGAAAAUGAACUUCAUAGAUCGGAUCUUUAUUGGUGAAUUAACUAGCACGGUCAUGUGUGAAGAAUGUGCAAAUAUCUCCACAAUGAAAGAUCCUUUCAUUGAUAUUUCACUUCCUAUAAUAGAAGAAAGGGUUUCAAAACCUUUACCUUUGGGAAGAAUGAGUAAAUAUAAGAGUUCACAGGAGACAGAUCAUGAUCAGUACAGUGGCACUGUUACUAUAGAAAAUAUUGAUCAACCAAGAGCCACCAAGAAGUGUUCUCCAUCUAAAGAUAAGCCUGAGGAAAAGAAAUAUAUAACAGACCUUCAUCUCUGUGGAGCCUUUAUUGAAACAUUUAAGAAUCAAGUAAUUCAUAACCGAAAACGUGUAAGAAAAUCGUCAUCUGAAGAAGAGAAGACUGCUGUCAUAUACCGGAAAAGUGAAAACCUUGACAUGAAUGAGGAUUCUUUAAUGUUUGCAAGCAUCAAGACUACUGAGUCACCCCUGAAUGAAAGCCCUACAGAUGGCAGUGAAAAAGAAGCCAGCCGUUCUGAAAGUAGUGUUGAUGCUGACAGUGAGGCUUCAGAAUCUGAAAGUGCUUCAGAACAGACUGGGCUGUUUAGAUCCAGUAGUGGAUCUGGUGUGCACACACAUGGACACCUUUCCCAUACAUCAGCAGGUGAACUGCCAUGUACCAACAACACUGACAGUGGUGAUGAUGGAAUGGCUGAAGCUAUUUCCGAACUUUAUUUGGGCAGCACUAUAACUGGAGAUAGAGAUUUUGACAGAGAAAAUCGGCCACUAAAUGUCUCAAAUAAUUUAUAUUUUUCAGAGGAGAAGCAUUUGAGGUCUCACAGUCCCCAAAAUGCUUUUCAGACCCUUUCUCAGAGCUAUGUAACUACUUCUAAAGAAUGUUCAGUCCAGUCCUGUCUCUACCAGUUUACAUCUAUGGAAUUACUAAUGGGGAAUAAUAAGCUUCUAUGUGAGAAUUGUACUGAGAAGAAACAAAAGAACCAAAAAGGAACAAGUUUUGCAGAAAAGAAAGCAGAAGGAGUUUAUACUAAUGCCAGGAAACAAUUGCUCAUUUCUGCUGUUCCAGCUGUCCUAAUCCUCCAUCUUAAAAGAUUCCAUCAGAUUAUCAGGAAGACUGAGAGAAAACUUAAAUAAAUAUUUAAUCUGACCUCUGUGCAAAAGACCAAGUUAUAAAACCCAUGAAGGAAAUCUCAGAGAAAAAGAGUGAGAGCUUUGAUUACAUAUUUGAAACAUUUUAGGUGGGCUACAUAUGUGCAAGAAGAGAUUUUUCGUCAUACUUAUCCCUAUCCACAGAAAGGUUAAAUUGAGUUCUUGAUUUUUCUAUAGCCAAGGUUAAGAAACUCAGUGGAACUUAAAUGGCCACAAAGAGUGGAGGCAGAUAUGUCUUGUCCCAUAUCAGAAAUGCCUAAUGGAAGGGGUGCAUUUGCAGUAACUUUUUGUGAACAAGAGAGGAACUUGCCAGAUUGCAGAAGCUAAUUUUGUGAUGUACUAGUUAUUUUAUAUUUGGUACUUACACCCCUAUUUAGGAACAACUUACAGAAAGAAUUCAUGCCCUUAAAGGGAAAUGUUUGUGGAGACCUCAAUUCCUUCUUGUUCUCAAGCUAAAUGUAAUGUCAACAAAGCCUCAUUCUUAUUCCCAGGGGUUGGGAAUUUGUAGGGAGCAGAGUCUAAGCAAUGUCUCUGAUUUCAGUUUUUAGUAUCUCUAUAAACCUUCUUGGUAGUAACUUUAGAGCUGUAUGUCAGAUUUCUGACAAUGGGCCCUCUGGAAAAAAGAAUAAUAAAUAAAUAGAGCUGUAUAUCAGAAACACACACAACACUUAAAGACCAAUCUCAAAUUGGAUAGAGAUCUUUGUCAUAAAUAUGCCAAAUGAUUAACGUUACAAUAUGUAAAGAACUCUUAAGGAUCAAUAAGACAAAUAUCAAAACCCUAAUAGUAAAAUGAGUUAAGAAUAUCAAUUAGAAAAGGAAGUAUAAAUUCCAGGGAAGUAGGCAAAAGUCCAUUCUUCCCAGCAAAAGACAUGUAAAAUAAAAUCAUAGCGAGAUUCCUGUCCAAAUCAACAUAAUGUUGCCAAGGGUGAAGUGGGAUAUAAGCAUUCUUAUUAACCAGCGGAGUAAGUAUAAAUUGGUAACACCUUCUAGAAAAUAAUUUAGUAAUGAAUAUCAAGCACAUUAAUGUUUUGGAUAAAAGAAUUUCAGAACAAAAGUAAUCACUCUUGACUAAUCUCACUUCUAAGCACCUUUCUUAAGGAAAUACAGAGGUACACAAAAAUGUGUGGCCCAUUUGUAGACCAUGCCAGAUGUAAGGCCUAGCUUAAGUGUCCAGUGUGCAGGAUAGCAGAUUUAUAUUUUAAUGAGGAAAAGAUGAUAUAUCUACUAAAAUAAAAAAAAAAGAAGACUGCAUAUGCCCAAAUAUAAGGCUGGAUCCAGUCUUCCAAAGUUAUCCCUUAGAAAAAGAUUUAUAUUAAAUUCCUUUCCGUAGUCUUUCCUAUUGUGGAAAUUCCUAUUAUAUAAUUUCUUAAUAGCAAAGUACUGACUGGGGAGGAUACAUUAGCCUGAAAUGAUCUCAGACAGUUCUGGUAUCAGAUGCUUAUAGAGGUCAUCUAAUGAAAAAGGCAAAGAAUUUGAAUAUAGGUUAAGUAAUUAUUCCUGGGAUAUGACUUCAUAAUUUUAUGUCAGAUAUCAUGUUAAGCCUCCUAAAAGAUCACUUGGAAAAACAAAUCAGUAAGUGGGGUAUAUUUUGGCCAAAAAAAAAAAAUGUUUUUUUCUCUUUAAAGAAAGGUGAGAAAUUAAAAGGCAACAGAUCUACAGUAAAAUUAUGUGUUUAGUAUGCAAAUGAAAGACCAGUCAUUGAAGUCAUGGAAACACUACAUGAAAGUUAGCAUCUGUUAGUUUUUGUUUAUCCAUACAAUUCAGAUUUAAGUAUCUUCUCAUUCCAACACUGUCCAUUUGUAUUUGUGGGUCUCCUUCCCAAUACCUUUGAUAGUUUGUUAGCUAGUUUUUAUUACCAUUACAUAAUGCAAAGCAUACAUUUUGAAAAUGAAAACAAGAAAAUGGUAGAGCUUAUUUAAGAACACGAAAGUACAUUUGCCUUAUAUUACAUUUACUUUUAUUGAUAAAAUGUUUUGAGUAUUUACCUUUUUUUGUUUCAAUGAAUGAAUAUAAUUGAAUUUUAGAAUUGAAAAGGAAUCUAAUCCAUUUAUACCCAUUUUCUCCCUUGACCUAGAUGAGGUUGCUUAGAAUCAAGUUAACUAUUAACCAGUCACUGAGGCCUAGAAAGAACAUCAGGCUCCUGACUCCUUUAGUUAGAAACAUUUUCAUGAUAGCAUAUGUAUCAGUAGCUUAGCUUUUAUCACAUUGAAUUAAUUUUUCCAUAAAUAUUGAAAAGCCAUAGUGAAAGUAAUUAUUUCCUUUAUUGUUCGUGGUAAAAAUCCCCAUGUAAAUGAAUAAUCUCUGUGGUAACAAUUUAUGAAAUCUACUUUUUAACUUAGUCAUAUGAAUUUUGGACUAUUCAUUAGUCACGUUUUUAUAUAUAUGGAAAAAACUAACUUCUAGAAAUCUUCUUUUAGUUUUAGUUAACAAAUACAAUGCUUGUGAUUUAAUUAAGUUUACUGUGUUAAAGAAUGUUUUUG